AUGGGACUGAUGUUUGUGGCUUCUUUCGGGAUUCCCGCGCAGUGGUUUACCACCAAGCGCAGUCUUGCCAGUGGAUUUGCGACCUGUGGUAGUGCCUUAGGGGGCCUCAUAUACAGCCUAGGCGCAAAUGCUAUGAUCGAAAACAUCAGUCUGCCCUGGGCGUUUCGUAUCCUCGCUAUCGUUUCCUUCGUCGUCAACACCGGAAGCUCCCUACUACUUCGUGACCGCAAUACGCAGACCAAAAAUCGGCCCGCCAUAUUUGAAAUUCGUCUCUUAAAGAACUACAAUUUCCUUUUAGUUCUCCUUUGGGCUGCUUUCAGCUUGAUCGCUUAUACAAUUGUGCUGUUUUCGAUCCCCGACUACGGAGAGAGCGAAGGUCUUUCAGCGGACCAAGGGGCGCUGCUAGGGGCACUGGUUAACCUUGGGCAGGUGGUGGGGCGGCCGGGAGUUGGCUUUUUGAGUGAUCGAUUUGGCCGUCUGAAUGUGUCCUCAGUGAUGACCUUUCUCUCAGGCCUCCUUUGUUUCAUCUUCUGGAUAUUUGCCAGGGAGUAUGUGUCUAUCCUAGCCUUUUCGCUGGUCAUUGGUUUGUUCGUCGGGACCUUCUGGGCCUCUUUGGCUCCCAUUGUUGCUGAGGUGCUAGGACUGCAUGAAACAAUCAAUGGGCUGAACAUUUGCUGGAUGGUUCUGGUAAGUCCAGUUACUGUUUGCGAGAUCAUUGGCCUAGUUCUGCGAAAGCCCGGCGGGAAUGAAUAUUUACAUGUCCAGAUCUUCACUGGCGCACUGUAUGUGGCUGCCUCGCUUUGUUUGCUCCUCCUGCGUAGGCAGAUGGUGCGAAACCGUGACCUGAGCAAACCCGGCGCCGCUGGACUUAUAUUUGGAUUCACCAAACUGUGA
This is a messenger RNA of Aspergillus luchuensis, 894 nucleotides long. RefSeq lists its product as uncharacterized. The transcript is spliced from 2 exons. Gene Ontology annotation, molecular function: transmembrane transporter activity. Gene Ontology annotation, biological process: transmembrane transport. Bases 1 to 894 code for a protein of 297 amino acids. Lineage: Eukaryota; Fungi; Ascomycota; Eurotiomycetes; Eurotiales; Aspergillaceae. The record is from RefSeq and is a predicted model, not a curated record.